AUGCCCACAGAGCUUGAAGAGCUUGUCGGCUUCAUCGCCAGCCCGAACCCACAAAUUAGGGCGGUCGCCGUAGAGAACCUCGUUGGAUACUCAACAGCGCAACCCUCAAUUUUCAAAAUCAACCAACUGGUCCCAGUCAAGAACCUCAAGGUUCUGAUCCAAGACCGCCCACAAAUCGCCCAACAUGCCCUGACGAUAUUAGUGAACAUUGCUGCCGAUUCCGAGGUCCUCAACUACUUGGCGUCGGAUGACAAAUUUCUGGAUGUCAUUUUCUCUCGAAUAACGAACCCUUCGGAGCCUGGUGCAAAUCUUUUGGCAAUGCUGCUCGCGAAUCUGGCCAAGUGGGACGGGCUGAAAAAUAUUGUCAACCGGAAGCAGAAGGCGCCCGAGGGCCUGGCAUCUGACGAUCUGGUUCUGAACCAGCUGGUCGAUCUCUUCGUCAAGGGCGCCGAUGGUUCUUACAACAAGGAUGCCGACUACGACUACCUUGCAUAUCUGUUCGCUGACCUCGCCAAACACCAAGAAGUCAGGCAGUAUUUCGUCAAGCGGCAAGAGUACGAUUCUGUGAUCCCUUUGACGAAACUCAAGGUCUUCACCGAGCACAAGUCUGACAUCAGACGCAAAGGAGUGGCAAGUACCAUCAAGAACGUGGCUUUCGACGUCCCGUCACAUCCUCUAUUCUUCUCCGAGGAUGAGAUUCACAUUUUCCCGUAUAUCCUGCUGCCGAUCAUGGGCAGCGAAGAGUACGAUGAAGACGACAUGAUGGCGAUGCUACCCGAGCUGUCAUUGUUGCCACCUGACAAGGAGCGCGAUCACGAUAGCAGCAUCAUUCAGACACACGUGGAGACCUUGAUGCUCUUCACUACGACUCGGCAGGGGCGGGACCUGAUGAGAGAGAUCAAGGUCUAUCCCAUCGUCCGAGAAACACAUCUGCGCGCCAAGGAAGAGAGCGUGAAGAUGGCCUGCGAGCGACUAGUCCAGGUCUUAAUGCUGGAUGAUGAGGUCGAGGAUGAUAGCGCACGUGUCGUAGAGCUGGACGACGACGAAGACGACGAAGACGGGAAGAUCGUCGAGGUAUAA
This is a messenger RNA of Diaporthe citri, 1080 nucleotides long. RefSeq lists its product as uncharacterized. The transcript is spliced from 4 exons. Lineage: Eukaryota; Fungi; Ascomycota; Sordariomycetes; Diaporthales; Diaporthaceae. Bases 1 to 1080 code for a protein of 359 amino acids. The record is from RefSeq and is a predicted model, not a curated record.